AUGACAAACUCAAGUGAUUAUCUUAAGGAUCUGUAUAAUGAUAUUUUUGAGAUCAAUAACUAUUUUUAUGAGAAUCAGAAAAAAGAUGGAAAAACAUCUAUAAUAACUAAAAACCAAAUCCACUAUUAUUGUCAUAACGAGAAUGGAUCAGCAAAUGGUCUUUGUAAAAAUUAUUUUGAAAUGGCUAGUUCUGGUGUUAUUCAUUUGCUAAAAAAUUUAAAGAAUAAGUAUGAUUUAGAAGAUGAUAAACUUGCCGAAUACGCUAUUUUAUGGUUAAGUUAUAAACUAUAUAUAAAGGAAAAUAAUACAGCCAGAAAUUUAAAUGAUUUUUAUGAUAAAUAUAUAGUAAAAAAUAAGUGUUAUAAUGAGAAAAUAAAAAAUAAUGGUAGUACGACUUAUAAGGAUAUUAUAAAUAGAAAAAAAGAUUUGAUGGAUAAUAAUGAAAUAUCUAAAUUUGAUGAUCCAUUUGGUACAUUAUUAACAUUGUAUUAUGUAAUUAAUCAAACAUAUUGGAAAUGCACAACAUAUUCGGAUUAUCCUCAAAAGUUUGUUAAUCAAUUUAAUGUACUCAACAAUGACCCUAAGAAUAUAGAAAAAAGUUCAUAUAAUAAAUUGUUAUCUAGAUUAUCAGAUGAUUAUAAAAAUUUAAAAAAAAUAUAUCAUGAUAAAGUUAAAUCUUGCAAUUUUCCAGAUCUUCCACCAUUAUCCCCCCAAAAAAGUUCUGUAGAAAAGUCUGUAGACAGUCUUGGAAAAGGUGUUGAACAAACAUUGGUGGAAACUCCUGAAGGUACAUCAUCAAGUUCGUCGAUAUUAAACACAGUAAUUCCAGGUUUAUCAACAUUUGCAAUACCGGUUUUCUUGGGAGUUGCUUAUAAGUAUUCAUUAUUUGGAAUUGAUAAACUAUUUCAAAGACAACAUAUAAAAAAAAAAUUAAAAAAAACAAAGAAGAAAAUGGAACUUAAUAUAUGA
Plasmodium vinckei vinckei is the source of this 969-nucleotide messenger RNA. Its product is annotated as CIR protein PIR protein. The coding region runs from base 1 to 969 and encodes 322 amino acids. NCBI's taxonomy places the organism in Eukaryota, Apicomplexa, Aconoidasida, Haemosporida, Plasmodiidae. The transcript is spliced from 3 exons. The record is from RefSeq and is a predicted model, not a curated record.